Catharus ustulatus (Swainson's thrush) is the source of this 8521-nucleotide messenger RNA. It is a transcript of the gene CDCP2, whose product is annotated as CUB domain containing protein 2. NCBI's taxonomy places the organism in Eukaryota, Metazoa, Chordata, Aves, Passeriformes, Turdidae. The record is from RefSeq and is a predicted model, not a curated record. Bases 1033 to 2649 code for a protein of 538 amino acids. The transcript is spliced from 7 exons.
ACGCAGUGCUCCAUGCCCCAGGACAGAGCCCAGUGCUCCCUGCCUCAGCUGGGCUUAGGACAGAGGGCUCCAGGCUGGGAUGUCCCAGUGCUCCCAGCAGCCCUCAGCAUGGCUCCAGCAAGGCUGGGCAGCAGGGAGAGAGCCUGUUCAAGUAUUAUUGUUGUUGUUAUUCCCCAUAAAUAUAUGCAGGCACUUAAUGACCUUGGCAUGGAGCAUUUCCUGGGGAUUCAUGACCAGUUGGUGUUAAUGGUCUUUAGCUGCACCUCAGGCCAUCAGCUCCUCCCAGCCCAUCAUUAAUCCACAGGAAAUGUCUCGGGCAUCGAUCCUCAUUGCUUAAUUAAUAAAUGCAACUUGUCUCCUGCCUGAGAUUUAGAGAUACUCACUGCUUCUCUCCCUGCUGCUUUGAAGGUGACUUUUUUAGCACAGGUCCCUCACGCUGGGAGGCCCUUGUGGGAUUCUGUUUCCUGGCAUUCAUGUGGGUGUGGGCUGUGGCAGCAGGAAAGUCUUUUCUCUCCUGGGCGGGAGGGAAGGAACUGAGCUGCUGUUGGGUUUGGGGUUUCUCCAGCUAAUGUGGCACAGCACAAGGAGCACAUCAUUCCCACCAAACCCAAAGGCUUGAUUACCUUCAACCGAGUGCAUCCAAGAGCCUGGGCGAGACGUAGCGUGAGCCAGCGUGGAAGAACAUGGCAAUUCUCCAAGGCCUUAGCAGGUUCUGUAAUAAUCAAUGCUUUUUGCCCAUGAGUCACAAUUCAUCUCUAAUCUUCCUCGGGGGAGGUGGGAUUUGCUAUCUUUAGUGCUCACGACUGCCGCUUUCCUGGGCUGAGCAUCCCGCUGAGCCUGGACUCCUGCUGCAGGGAUGCUGACCUGGCAGCCACGUUUCAGUCCUGCUCCCUGUUCCUCUAGCCUUCACCACCAGCUGGCUUUGUGCAGUGGGUGCCGCAGUAUAAAUCAUGUUAAUUCCUGAGAUGCUUUUCCGCGACAGCUCCAAAAGGGUGCUCGGGCACUGGUGAGGGGAGAUUUGCCUGCUGGAGGAUGGGGUGCACAGGGCUGGGCUGUCUGGCAGCGCUGGCUGUGCUCUGCGGGGCUCUCGGGGAUGCUCCCAGCAGAGGCAUCAAAUGUGGGGGAGUACUUUCAGCACCCUCUGGCAAUUUCUCCAGCCCCAACUUCCCAGGGCUGUAUCCCUACGAGACAGAGUGCACGUGGCUCAUCGUGGUGGCCGAGGGCUCCUCCGUCCUGCUCUCCUUCAGCCACUUCGAGCUGGAGUACCACGACACCUGCGCCUACGACUACCUCCAGGUCUACAACGGGGCUGCCCGGGACCGGGGCAACCUCCUGGGCACCUUCUGUGGCCACAGCCCCCCGCCACCCUUCUCCUCUGCCUGGCACGUCAUGGCCGUGGUCUUCCGCUCCGACCGGCACGUGGCCAAGCACGGCUUCGCCGCCGCCUACAGGAAAGAUGCCUGUGGUGGGCAGCUGACGGGGCUCUCUGGGGAGAUCACCAGCCCCCGCUACCCCGAGAGUUACCCCAACGAUGCCGAGUGCCGCUGGAGCAUCGGGGGGGCCAGCGGUGGUGGCCCCCUCACCCUGGUGUUCGCUGACUUCCAGAUGGAGGGGGGCCAAGGCUGUGGCUUCGACUAUGUGUCCCUUUUUGAUGGCCCCACCGUCACUGCCCCCCACCUGGGACGUUACUGCGGCAGCGCCCGCCCGCCCCGCACCAUCUCCUCCACCCCACACCUCCUCAUCCUCUUCAAGUCGGACUUCAACAUCGGUGGCAGGGGCUUCAAGGCCCAUUUCUACUCGGGUGAGUGCCAGGAGGUGUUCACCACCAUCAAAGGGAAUUUCUCCAGCCCUCACUACCCCAACUUCUACCCCAACAACCUCAACUGCCAGUGGAGCAUCCAGCUGCCUCCGGGCUACCGGGUCAAGAUCUUCUUCCUGGACAUGGAGCUGGAGGGCCGGAGCAGCCUGACAGGGGGCUGUGACUAUGAUCACUUGUCUGCCUUUGAUGGUGGCACUGAGAAUGGAUCCCUGCUGGGGCGCUGGUGUGGGCGGGAGAGCCUGGCCCCCAUCACCUCCCGCAGCAACCAGCUGCUCCUGGUGCUCCACACCGACCGCAACACGGCCAAGAGGGGCUUCUCCAUCUCCUACGUGGGAGUUGUGCCCAUGAAUGUCAGCUGCACCCGGACAGACUUCCACAUCCAGAUCCCUGUGCAGUCCCUGGCCCCGCUGGAGAGGAAUAGGAUUUAUUUGGGGACCCCCUCCUGUGCAGCCCAGGUGGUUGGCAGGAACUUUAAAAUACACACCAGGUUUGACACCUGUGGCACUGAAUCCCAGAGACGCAACAGCACGUCUGUCAUCGUCAGCACCCUCUACAUUGAUUUUUCAGUGGGGGACCAGAAGGACAUCCACCAGUACGAGGUGCAGUGUGAGCCAAAGAGGAAGGAAGCCUCAGUGACCCUUAUUGCUGGCCCUGAUCCGUCCAGGCUGAGCCAGGCAGAAAACCUGGUGGAUGCCCAGCAGUGGGAGGGGGAAGCGAUCGAUGCCCGUGAAAUCAGGAGCCAGGACACCAGCGACAUCGUCUUCAUCAGCAUCUGCAUCCUGGCUGGGCUCCUCAUGGUCAUCGCAGUGGUGGGGCUGGUGCUUCUGUAGGGUGCUCCUUCCAGACUCCAGGGAUUGCAGUCCCAGUCCUGCCCGGGGCAGAAAGGCACCCCAAAAUCCAGCCUCACCCCAGGCUGAACCCUGACACAGCUCCCAGGCCCUGAAACUGAGCCUGAACCCAACCUCCACCUUCUCUUAGUGCCUGAAAAAUCUGGGCAAUAGGCAGCCGUUUCCCUUCCCAAUUUGUUUUCCUCUGUCUCAAUCUGUCCAUUUGGCUCAGGAAUGAAAUUCUUGUGCUCCCUAACUCUUCCCGCACCUGCUUCAAUUUGUUUUCCCUGUAGUGCUGCUGCUUUCAGGAAAGUAGCGUUGUUUGCCGAUGGCUGCAAAUCUUCCUGUCAAUUAUUUCUAGCUGAAUUCUUGGAGGUACAAACCAUCCCCAAAUGUAGCUAUAUUCCCAACAAAUGUUCUCUGUGCUCCUGGCCCUUGCUCGGGGGGGACUGUGGAGCUGUGUUACAGGGAUUCCACCUGGCACACACAGAUGUAGCUCAUGUAGGUGCUCCCAGGUGAUGUUUCUGGGUGUCUGUGGGUGAUGUGAUGAGAUGCAUUGCUGUGCCCUGGAGCUCCUUGUUUGAUCUUCACAUGUUGUCUCACCUUCUCGCAGAACUCACCUGAGUGCCUCAGCCACCAGCAGCUGGAGGGGAGGAGAACAAUCCUCUUCUCCUCUGUCUUUUCCUCCUUUCCAGCAUAUCCAGGUGUCCACAGCUAUGAACUCUCUACCAGCAUUACUCCUGAAGUUUGAAAAUAUGGGCAAAUCCUGCUAUGGCUUAGAGUGCAGAGAUUUUGGUAACUCUGUAAAGACAACUUUGGCAGGAGGAGCUGGCUCCCCUGGGACCUCAGUGACACCAGAUCUCCACUCGUGGUCCUUGCAGAAAGUGAGCACAGCACCUGAGACCAUGAAGAGUCCUGUGAUCAUCUACCCCUCCAGAAAACUGUGGAUCCUCGCCCUGAUGGAUGGCUGAAUGACCUCUGCCUGCCUCUGUGCCACCCCAGCACAAAGGACAUUCCCCUUCAGCACCAAGGAGGGGGUGGCUGUCACAGAGCAGCCUGUGUUCAUCUCUGUGGGUCACAGCCAGAGUGUGUCAAAGCCACACGAAAUCUUGCUGUGGAAAGAGGCCACCCCUCCUCCUCCAGCCUUUGUGAAACACACUGCAGUGCAGGGAGUGAGCUUAAAGUAUCCCAGUGUGGUCAUUUGGGGCACAGCAAUUCCCUCGUGCUGUUGAAUUCAGCAUUUACAGGAGAAUCCCAUCAGUGCAAGGUUGCCCUGACUGAUGUCCUGCUUCCCUCUGGGACAGUUCUGUUCAUCAGGGCAUCGGGGGAAGCAGCAGCAAAGGAAUAGGAUGAUGAUUGAGCAGCUUUUCCUCCUGGAUUGCACUGAGAGAGUGUCUGGGGAGGGAGGAAGGCACGGGGCUGCGCAUGCCUCUAACGAGGAGCCUUCGUUAUCGGAGCCCGGAUUGAUUUGGCGUUUGUUGGUGCAACACAUCGGCAAAUGCGAGAUUUCCGAGGGAAAUAUUUGCCAGCGCCGUUAAGCUCCAUUAAGGGAAUGUUUUGAGAGCCUGUUGUGUGCAGGGAUGGUAAACAAGGCCAGCCUCCCCCGCUGCCUGCAAAGCCUCGCUGCCGGUUAAUUGCUGGGUGUAGAACUGUCAGCUUGAGACCAUAGUUAGAAGAUUUGACAACUGAAAGAAACUUAAAGAUAUAAUUAACCUUCUUGGUGGCCCAGAUUUUGCUGGAACAGGUGAGCACUGCGGCUGCUCGUGCCUGGCAGGGAGCCCACAGCACCCAGCAGCAUCCAGCCCUUGCCUGCAGGACAGGCACUCCUCACCCAGCUGGAGCUCCAGAGCCCCGUGAUUUGCAGGGGGAAAGGCUUUUCUGGAUAGCUGUUGGUGUUGCAGUCAAAUAAGGAGUUGGACCUGGUCACACCAGGGAGGGUUUCCAGCUCUGGCUCCAGUUCACGACCCCCCAAGCAUCCCUGGGUGAAGUGCUCCCCCUGCACACACCCCUGUGGAUGCAGGACUGGUGCUGUGGGAGCAGCUCUGCUCCUGAGUCAAGGGGGUUCUCAGCAGCCCAAGGGCUGCAGGGUGUUAUCCAGGGAUCAUGGACAGGGUGAUUAAUGCAACUUGAAUGGCUCCAGAAGCCCUUUACCCGCUUGUUUCUGAUGGCAUUCACAGCUGCAUCUGCCACCAGCAGCGAGCCACUCAUCCAGUCAUCUCACCCGGAGCAAGGAAAGCCUCUGGUGCUCACCAAACACCAGCCCUCCUCAGCCUCCAGUCCUCUUCCACCACGUCUCAGCCUUGCCACUAGAUUUAGGCAUCCAGUCUCUCCCUGCCCUGCAGGAAUUUGCUCACUGGCAUCCCCUGUUAAACCAGGUGUUCCCUGACAUACUGCCCUGACUGAGCCCGGCAGGGGAGGGGGACUGCCCAGGUGAUUUUCUGAAACAAACCCUUCUUCUCAUGUAAAAGCUGCUCAGAUGAGUGCAGAUAUCAGGAAUCCAUCACCAGCACUCCUUUCCCUCCACCAUGCCUGUGGUCCUCAGUUCCCCUCCACAGAGUUUGCCCGGUGCUUCCCGAGCGAGCAGGAGAGCGGCAGGCAGAAGCAGUGCUCCCAUUGCUCAUCUGAUUAUUUAUUGAUGAUAAAUAAAUCCAUGAUGGCUGGAUUGAGCUGGGCUGGAUGCAGCCUCCCCGUUUCCUGGCUUUGCUUGUGGAUGUGGAGUCGUGUCUCUCUGGAGCAGACAAAGGCUUGGCUGUUGUGCAGGAGGGAGAGCCUCUGUUAUCCCUCUGCGAAUGUCUGCGUGCAAAUCCAGUGAAGAACUGUUGGAAAAUUGUAGAUCAUAGAAAGCAGGACUGCAAGAGCCCCCAGGGGAUCAAUUGGUUUAUUCCUCUCCUUCCCUAGGGAGAUCGCUCCUACUGGAGAGAAGCUGUGCUAAAAUAUCCGAAAAAUCCCAGCCAUGCUCUCUGUGUUUUUUCUGUUUACCAGGAAGGUUUUCCUGAUGUGUCACUCUGUGAGGGUGUGCUGCUGGGGAAUGUGCUUUUGUGCUGCUGCACUGGACAAGAGAAUGAUGGUGGAAGCGCCCCAAAAUUGGCACUGCUGCUGGCACAAGACCCUGCUCCCUCUGCCCAGAGACCCUGGGCACUGGGCAGGAUGGGGAAUCCCACUGGGGAGCCCAGCAAGCACAGGGUAUUUAUUCUGUGCAAUGUUUUCUGUGGUGACACCCAUGGUCCUCCAUGGAUGGACCUUCCCCCAUUGCUCUGCUCAGAGGGUUUAUUUGUGUCUUUUCAGUUUUUACUCUCUAAUCCCAGUCAGGGAAUUGGGUGCUUAUGAUGCCCAGGGAGCUGAGCCCAUGAAGAUGCUGGUGGUGUGCAUCCUCUGCAUCCCCUCCUCAAACAUUUUUGGGUAAUUUAACAGGGACAAGCACAAGGGCAGUUCAUGGGCUGGAGCAGGGGCAGGUUUGCUGCUCCUCAGGGUGGUUUUCUUGGGGGUUAGUGUGUAAGGCCAGGAGGCCACCAGCAACUUUUGCCAUUGAGCCAGCCACGAGCUUGGCACAGAUGGGUCAGUGGCUGUGAUUUUGUGCUGGGAAGGAUGGAGCUCACAGGAACCUACUGAAGACCCUGGCCAGAGUGACACAGAGCCUGCCACGAGGGAUCCAGGUACAUGCUGGAGACUGUGGCCAUGGUGGCACAGAUGAGGAAGCAGUAGUCAGGCAGCCCAGCCAUCUGGGAAAACAUAAUGGCUCAAGCAUAUGGACAAUUAAAAAUGCAAUGACGGCAUUUACCAGGAGCUGUUUUCCAAGCUUAUUUUAAGCCCAGUUUCCUGAUCAUCACAGCCCCAGGGACAGCGAGGGCCCUGCUCGUGGGGAUUUUGGAGUGUGGAGGCUGAGUGCUCCAUGAUGGGUGGGAGAGUUCACAGCUGGAUUUUGAGCUUACAGUCAUGUCUUUGUGGCAGCUUUGAGGAUAACAGAUUUGAUCCUGCCUUCUCCCUCUGGCUGCCUCUGCAUGUUGCAGCCCUCCUCCUCCUCUUCCCUCUAUCUGGGACAGGAGUGCAGUGUUUGCAAUGUGAACAUUCCAGCUCAGGCAAAAUAUUGGCCACAGCAGAAAUUAUUUUGGCUUUUGUGUUUUUCUUGCCAUUGGGGCUGGCUGUGCUAGAGGAACAGUGUUUGUCCAUUAUAGGAGCACCCUUUAUAACAAGAUAACUGCUUGCUAGAUAAUAAUAUAUAAUUAGCAAGGAUCAUUCCAUAAUCUAGUUUAAUUGACAGAGACCAUGGAUGUUGUUCAGGGGACUGCCAGCACAAGAAUUGGAGCAUCAUUAAUUGCAGUGUAAUCCUGGCAUGGGCUUCCUUUUUUUUUUUUUUUUUGCUUACUGUGACGUAUCAGAGUUCCUUUGUGCCUCAGUUUCCCCUCCUGUGAGGGGCCACCUUCACCCACCUGAAUAUUGCCGUGCCCUGCAUGGAGGAACGAGGCUUUGCUGGUGGUCAGCUGGGCUGGGGAAUUCCCUCAUGUGUUUCCCUCCCUCUUUUCUGCUUCCCUCUGUCCCUCCACUUCUCCAGCCCCCUCCAUGACAUAUCCUUAAAGUUCCUGGAGUGUUCUUUGGGCUCCAAGGAUUUCUGUGCCUGCUCCUUGCCUUCAUGUCUCUUAAUCCAGGGCCAGUUUAGCCAACCCUUCAUAUUACAGGGCUGCCAGGGAAGCAAAUGAGAUCUAAAAGUUUGGGUUCUUUGUGAAGAAACCUUUGAAGAGCCUCUUGAAAGAUAAAAACUGGUGAGCUGCUGAGCUCUCUCUUUUCCAAAGAACAGGGAGGGUCUUGUCUACUCCCAUCUUCUUUCACCCAAGUAAUUUGCAGCAGGACAAAGCUCUCCUGAGCUGUGCCUGCUGAUGGGGAACUGAGCAAGCUGUCACCUACUGCCUUCUCAAAUUUGCUCUUCAAAGCCAGGGUCAGAAGUCAGCUCUGGCAGGAAUGAAUUCCCUCUUCCAUCCCUCCUGGGGCUGCCCUGAACCCAGGCUGUAUUCCCCAAGCAUAGGGAGGGGGAGCAGGGGGUGACACCUCCAGAAGGUGCUUCCCUCCUCUCUUUGCUGGGUGUAGCAAGUCUCUAGAGGUCUGCCAGCUUUAUUUAUCCUUUGCUGAAAGGAAUCUGUGGGGUGGGCUUAAUCUGGAAGAAAAAAGGGAAAAAUAAGAACUUUUCUCUAGAUUGGUGCCUCCCUCAAUUAACAUUUCCCCUGUUAAAAGGGAACCAGCGAUUUCAGUCUCCAUGCCAGAGAAACUGAGCACAGGGGAGCCACUGCUCAGCCCUUCCAUCCUCCCUUUUCAUCUAGAAGGGUUUCCCCAGCAUCAAGACUGGGCUGCACCACCCAUGGCAGGGAAGGAAGAGCCAAGGAGCAGCCAACUGAUUCAGCAGGUAACCCAAGCCAUAAAUUACACAGAGUGCAGGUAAGGCUGCUCCAUGGAGGGAAUCUGGUUUUUAUAGACUAAUUAAAAACUUCAUUAGUGCCAAGUAUCAAGUAUCCUGUUGUCACAUUCAGCAUCACCCUUUGGGAGAACAAAGCCCUUUUUGGCCUAUUACUUUCCCAUCUCUGUUUCUGUUUUCUUUCCCCACCUUACGUUAUGUUUUUGUCCUUAAAGCGUUCCCUGGUUCCCUGAAUUCCUCCUCCUGUGGGUCUUGAGUCCAACUCUCCAGACUCUUUUCCAGUUCCUCCAGUCGGUUUUACACAAAGCUGAGUCUGUGAAUCCUCAGCCCAAAUGUUACUGUCAGCCUUAACAUCAAGAUAAAAGAACUGGACCCAGAGCUUUACUCUUGGGUUCCCUUAAAACAAGUUGGGCAAAAAACAUCAACCAUUAAAUAGAGGAAAUUUAUAGGAGAGUUUUCUGCUUAUAUGCAGCA